This is a messenger RNA of Mercurialis annua (annual mercury), 1224 nucleotides long. RefSeq names its product zinc transporter 3-like. Gene Ontology annotation, biological process: zinc ion transmembrane transport. Gene Ontology annotation, molecular function: zinc ion transmembrane transporter activity. Gene Ontology annotation, cellular component: plasma membrane. The transcript is spliced from 6 exons. NCBI's taxonomy places the organism in Eukaryota, Viridiplantae, Streptophyta, Magnoliopsida, Malpighiales, Euphorbiaceae. Bases 1 to 1224 code for a protein of 407 amino acids. The record is from RefSeq and is a predicted model, not a curated record.
AUGAGGGAAUUACUAUACUUGGUGAUUGUGUUAUUGCCUAGGGUGGUGGUAGGAGGAUGCAGAGACAUAGGGAAGAAAGAAAAUGAGGAAAAAAGUAAGUUAGAGGUAUUUGAAUACAAAAUAUGUGCUAUAACGUUGAUCCUUGUGGCAAGCAUUAUUGGAGUUUGUCUUCCAAUUGUGGGGAAGAUGAUUUCAACUUUACGUUUUAACAACAAUAACGUAUUUUUCAUUAUCAAGGGAUUUGCAGCGGGUGCUAUUUUAGCUACCGGAUUUAUUCAUAUACUUCCCGAUGCUUUUGAAAGCUUGUCAUCUUCGUGCAUCGGUGAUAAUGCAUGGAACCACUUUCCAUUUCCUGGCUUCAUCGCAAUGCUUUCUGCAAUUGCAACAUUAAUGCUUGAUACUUGCGCAACUUCUUACUAUACUAGAUCUUUAUUCAAUAAGACUCAUCCCCUCAAUUCCAAUGAUGACGAGAAGAAUGAUAAAAUUGGAGCUCAUGAUUCUGUCAUUGAUGAUUAUUUUCAAUCUCAAUUUUUUCGCCAUCGAGUUAUAUCGCCGGUUCUGAAGUUAGGAAUCCUAGUUCACUCGGUCAUAAUAGGAAUUUCUCUAGGUGCUUCUCAAACUCUCAAGACAAUCAAGUCCUUAAGUGUGGCUCUGGUUUUCCAUCAAUGUUUUGAAGGAAUAGGAUUUGGUGGAUGCAUUGCACAGGCAAAAUUCAAGCCAAGAGUUGUAGCAAUAAUGACAGUGUUAUUCUCUGUGACAACUCCAGUUGGAAUUAUAAUUGGUGUUUUCAUUUCUAAUGUGUAUAAUGAGAAUAGCCGUAUAGCGCUUAUUGUCGAAGGAAUAUUGAAUUCGGCAUCAGCUGGAGUUUUAAUAUAUAUGGCUCUUGUAGAUCUUCUUGCUACUGAUUUUGUAAUACCAGAAAUACAAAGAAACAGACGACUUCAAUUUGUAGUUCAUCUCUCUCUUCUUUCUGGAGCUGCAUCUAUGUCUUUCUUGUCCAUUUGGAUAUGGCUUUUCGACCAUUUUAGGUUAUUUGAAGUUGAUGUGGCAACAAAACUGGGGGUGGCUGUUUGUGGUGCAAAUUCUGAGAUAUUUUUGUUCUUUGAAAUCUCAUUCAUGGGCAAAUCAGAGAUAGCUUGUGUUACAUUUUCAGGGAAGGAAUUAUGGGGACAUAUAGAUGGUACCUCCGUGAAGCCUACUGAUCCAGCCAUGGUUGCUGAUUAG